GGCGGCUUUCCAUCGGGGAAGACGGGAGGUUUCAUCCAAGGUGCUAGAAUUGUGAAGCGAACAGAAAACCUUGAAACGCCAUUGCGAACGCGUUCGUCAGAGGCCAUUCUUGAAAGAUGUUGACUUUCGUUUUGUCGUUCCCAAUAGUGGUCCAGAUUGGAUUACUAAUUCUGUCACUAGCUGGAGGUCUAAAAAUUUAUCUUGAGCUCACCAAAGGUGUUUGCAACAGCACCGUUCAGCUGACAGGUAAAACGGUCAUCAUCACCGGAGCUAACACAGGAAUCGGCAAAGAAACGGCCAUCGAUUUGGCAAAGAGAGGAGCUCGAAUCAUCUUGGCUUGUCGAGACACUAAGAAAGGCAUUGCUGCUAAAGAUGAUAUCGUUAGACAUUCAGGCAACGAUAACGUGAUUGUACGUUACCUUGAUUUGGCCUCACUUCCAUCUGUUCGUAACUUCGCUACUCUUAUUCUGAAGAGUGAGCAACGACUCGACAUUCUCAUCAAUAACGCAGGUUGUAUCGCACUCGAAAAGAGAUUGACGGCAGAUGGAUUAGAAUCUCAAAUGCAGACGAAUCACUUCGGCCAUUUCCUGUUGACCAAUCUAUUGCUAGGACUCAUGAUCAAAUCAGCUCCCUCUCGUAUCAUCAACGUCUCUUCGAAUGUUUACAGAUGGAUGAAGACUUUGGAUUUGAAUAAUUUAAAUUCGGAACUGUCUUACAAUAACAACAGUUUAUACCAUGGAGUGUAUUACACUUCCAAGUUGUGCCAGAUUCUAUGCACUCGACACCUGGCGCCUCUAGUUAAUAGUUCCGGCGUGACGGUAAACAGCCUGUGUCCAGGAGUUGUCCACACUGAAAUAUUUCGCACUACAUCUUCAUGGUUCCAGAUGUUAGCGGCUUUCGUGCUUCCUAUUUUCUUCAAGACGGCCAAGGAGGGAGCGCAGACUUCUAUUUACUUGGCUGUGGCUGAUGAAGUCUCUGACGUCACUGGAGAAUUUUUCCGCGAUUGCAAGAUUGAAAAAACUUCGCGACUGGCUAGUGAUACUGGUCUGGCAAAAAAAGUCUGGGAAUUGAGUGAAUCCUUUGUCGGUUUGAAACCGGAAGAACGACAUUACUGAAGGGAAAAUGCAAGAAACAUUCAAAGCGAUGAUUGAAAUGAAAAAUGGUUGUGGUUACAUACAAAGAAGUUUAUGGCAAUGUUUCACAAAAAAAAUUUAAAAACGGGAAAAAAUAUACAAAAGAACAGAA
Messenger RNA from Daphnia magna, 1245 nucleotides. Its product is annotated as retinol dehydrogenase 11. The record is from RefSeq and is a predicted model, not a curated record. The transcript is spliced from 8 exons. The coding region runs from base 117 to 1115 and encodes 332 amino acids. Lineage: Eukaryota; Metazoa; Arthropoda; Branchiopoda; Diplostraca; Daphniidae.